AUGUCUGAGGACAAGUUCAGCAUGUUUCCUGCCGUGUCACCAGGGAACAUGGCAAGAGAUUUUAUACUCCACCUGUUCACGAUCGCUUUGUAUAUUGUACUUAAAUUGUUGGCGGUGCUUCUCGCAACUGCGCAGCGUUUCGCUGCCAGACUCUACGAAAUAUACUCGGAAUAUGUAGCUUUACCACCCUCGGGCAUUCACAAACCUGAAGAAAGUGCGAUAGUGGUGAUAGGAGGCGAGAACAACUUGGGCAGACGGAUCUGUCUCAGUUUUGCUGAGCUGGGAUAUACAGUGUUCGCGCUAUGCCGAAGCAAUGGCGAAGCGGACAACCUGCAGACAUCUAUCUCCUAUUCUACGAAACCAGCUCAUGCCUCUUCCAAGCUCUUGUAUGAAUGGCAGCUCAGAAAGAAACAGUCCGAAACCUCUGCUUGGGGCGACAUUGCGCCUAUUGUUUCUGACUUGGGGUCAGCAGCACAGCGAAAGAGCGCUUUCGAAACAGUACAUGCAUAUUGCGUCGGUCGUUCCCUACGUCUUGUCACCCUAAUCUUGGCGCCUCCACAUGCUCCUUUACACUGGUGGGAAUCACCCCAGUCCCACAGUAGUCAAAUCACGGCAGCAGACCACUCUCAACCCAUGAGGACAGUGAUCACUCAGGGUGAUCUCACACAGAGUUUGCUUUGGGCCGACCGAGUUAAGCACUCAAUUAUGGAACCAAUUCUCGUGAUUCGAGAUUAUGUCGACAUGCUGGUCGCGUCUUCCGGGAGACUCAUUCUGAUAUCUGGGUGCCCCGAGGAUUAUCUUUCCAAUACUCCACCGUCGCCGAUUGAUUGGGCGUACUCGUCAAUUGCUGGUUGCCUCGGUCACGAACUAGAACCUCUAGGCGUCAGAGUAUCCUCAGUCUUCGUGGAUCUAUUGGCCCAGCGCUCCGACGGGUCAGAACAGCCGUUGUUGGCUAGUGAGAGGCUAGGCGGCAAGGGAAUCUCUGCGAAUCCGUUGGGAUUGACAGGUAUAGAUAAUAUCGUUGCCGCUAUUUUGGCGGCCGUGUUACCUUCUUCCGCUGCGCAGGAACAUGAAGUAACAGACUUCCUUGUGCAACUUGUUGAAUCCAGAUAUCCGAGGCGAAGCGUCAGCAUUGGUGUCCACCCUUUCUUCUGUGCAGUCGCCAGAGCAACUCCCGAGUUACUACGGCAUCUCGCAAAACUCUUAAUUGAUGGCCUGCGGUGA
Molecule: messenger RNA, 1224 nt
Organism: Sparassis crispa
Lineage: Eukaryota; Fungi; Basidiomycota; Agaricomycetes; Polyporales; Sparassidaceae
Exons: 7
Coding region: 1-1224 (407 amino acids)
Source: RefSeq, a predicted model, not a curated record